AUGGCAGAAAGUGGAUUAAAGCCAGCAAAAUCUUAUCGUCUAAUGUCUCAUGAAGCUGGUGGUGACAACGUGUUAGCACACACAAUGAAAGAUCACUUCAACUAUAUAACAAGGAAGAAAAUGGAAGAAAUUGAAGGAGGUGAUGCACAGACAGUAAUAGACAGGCUAUACCAAAGACAAGAAAAUGAACCUGGGUUCUUUUACAGAUUCAAAGUAGGCGGUGGAGAUAAUUCAAGCAAACUUACAGAAAUUUUUUGGAGGGACUCACAAAUGAGAGAAGACUAUAGCAUUUAUGGAGAUGUAGUUGUUUUUGAUACCACUUAUAGAACGAACAAAUAUAACUUGAUUUGUGCUCCAAUAGUUGGUAUCAACAAUCAUUGGUUGAAUGUAAUGUUCGAAUGUGCAUUUAUUGCUGAUGAAACAGCUGAUACAUUUGAGUGGUUGCUGCAAACUUUUAAGAAAUCUAUGGGUGGUACAACAUAUUUCUAUAUUUACAGACCAAGACCUGGCAAUGUAUUCCCUGAAUCAAGACAUAGGCUUUGCAUUUGGCACUUGAUUAAGAAUGCAGUGUCAAGGUUUGGAGCCCUAAAAAGAGACACAACUUUCAAGAAUGCAUUCAACAAGUGUUUAUCUGGUUGUGUAACAAUAGAAGAGUUUGAAACUUGCUGGGAAAAUAUGAUUAAAACAUACAAGCUUGAGAAAAAUAGUUGGUUCAAAAGACUCUACAACCUAAGGGAGAAAUGGUGCACAACUCUAAGCAAAGACUUCUUUUCAGCUGGUAUACUCUCUUCUCAAAGAAGUGAGAGUACCAAUAAUGCUGUAGGUUUUAAAGCCACAAAAAACACAAGCUUGACAGAUUUUUUCAAGAUAUUCAACCAGACAAUAAAAAGAUGGAGGCAAAAUGAAUCUGAUGCAGAUUUCAAAUGCUCAAACUCUCAUGCAACAGAAGUUUAUACACAAACAAUUUUCAGAGAUUUUGAAACAGAAUUUGCAUACUCAAUUGGGUGCAUAACACUUCUUCAUUUGGAAGCUCAAGGUUACUUCUUUUAUGAAGUGCAGAUAGAGAAUGAUGAAGCAUCAAAACAGAAAGUUACAUACAACUCAGCAGACAACAGUGUAGCAUGUUCUUGCAAAAUUUUUGAGGAAGUGGGGUGGUUAUGUUAUCAUGCUAUACGUGUACUACAUCAACAUUCUGUAACCAGAAUACCAGAACAGUAUAUUACAACAAGGUGGACAAAGUUUGCAAAAACACAUUUAUGGAAACAAAGAGAUAAACAGCAGAAGCAAAUGCAAGAGUACUAG
This is a messenger RNA of Chenopodium quinoa (quinoa), 1302 nucleotides long. RefSeq names its product protein FAR1-RELATED SEQUENCE 5-like. NCBI's taxonomy places the organism in Eukaryota, Viridiplantae, Streptophyta, Magnoliopsida, Caryophyllales, Amaranthaceae. Gene Ontology annotation, biological process: regulation of DNA-templated transcription. The record is from RefSeq and is a predicted model, not a curated record. Bases 1 to 1302 code for a protein of 433 amino acids. Gene Ontology annotation, molecular function: zinc ion binding. The transcript is spliced from 2 exons.